This is a messenger RNA of Prunus persica (peach), 1272 nucleotides long. Its product is annotated as elongation factor 2. The record is from RefSeq and is a predicted model, not a curated record. Gene Ontology annotation, cellular component: ribonucleoprotein complex; cytosol. The transcript is spliced from 2 exons. Lineage: Eukaryota; Viridiplantae; Streptophyta; Magnoliopsida; Rosales; Rosaceae. The coding region runs from base 1 to 1272 and encodes 423 amino acids. Gene Ontology annotation, molecular function: ribosome binding; translation elongation factor activity; GTP binding. Gene Ontology annotation, biological process: translational elongation; GPI anchor biosynthetic process.
AUGAAUGAUCAGAAGGAGAAGUUGUGGCCCAUGUUGACAAAGCUUGGUGUGACGAUGAAGAGUGAUGAAAAGGAGCUGAUGGGGAAGGCGUUGAUGAAGCGUGUCAUGCAGACCUGGCUACCAGCCAGCAGUGCCCUUUUGGAAAUGAUGAUCUUUCACCUUCCCUCUCCUUCAACUGCCCAGAGAUACCGUGUUGAGAACUUGUACGAGGGUCCCCUUGAUGAUCAAUAUGCAAAUGCUAUCAGGAACUGCGAUCCUGAAGGGCCUCUUAUGCUCUAUGUAUCUAAGAUGAUUCCCGCAUCUGACAAGGGUCGAUUCUUUGCCUUUGGUCGUGUCUUUGCUGGUAAAGUCCAGACAGGUUUGAAGGUUAGAAUCAUGGGUCCAAAUUAUGUUCCUGGAGAGAAGAAGGAUUUGUAUGUUAAGAACGUGCAGAGGACUGUUAUUUGGAUGGGAAAGAAACAAGAAACUGUUGAGGAUGUUCCUUGUGGUAACACUGUUGCCUUGGUCGGUCUUGAUCAGUUUAUCACCAAGAAUGCUACGUUGACAAAUGAGAAGGAAGCGGAUGCUCACCCCAUUCGUGCUAUGAAGUUCUCUGUUUCACCUGUUGUGCGUGUUGCUGUUCAAUGCAAGGUGGCUUCUGACCUUCCCAAACUGGUUGAAGGUCUCAAACGUCUGGCCAAGUCUGAUCCUAUGGUUGUCUGUUCCAUUGAGGAAUCCGGUGAGCAUAUUAUUGCUGGUGCUGGUGAACUUCAUCUUGAGAUUUGUUUGAAGGAUCUACAAGAUGAUUUCAUGGGUGGAGCUGAGAUUAUAAAAUCUGACCCCGUUGUGUCUUUCCGUGAGACUGUCCUGGAGAAGUCUAGUCGUACUGUGAUGAGCAAGUCACCCAACAAGCAUAACCGUCUGUAUAUGGAAGCUCGACCCUUGGAGGAAGGUCUUCCUGAGGCCAUUGAUGAUGGCCGGUGGAACAUGCAAGUUUGUGUUGUCAUGGCAGUAGUACAACUUCUUGUUUGGGCGAUUUGGGCUGGUGUCACUCGCCAUCCAUCACGUUGGAAGCUGUGGCUGGUAGUAGUGGCAGGUGGCCUUGCAAUGCUCCUAGAAAUUUAUGAUUUCCCUCCAUAUCAAGGGUUUGUGGAUGCUCAUGCGGCCUGGCACGCCACCACUAUUCCCCUAACUUACGUUUGGUGGAGUUUCAUCAGAGAUGAUGCCGAGUUCCUAACCUCGAACCAAAUGAAGAGGAUGAAAACCUCUAACCUUGCAAAGAAGGCAAAAUAG